AUGCCAAUCACGGCACCCGUCCCCGUGGGUUCGCCUCCACACGAUGUGCCUCGCAGAGUCGGACCCCUCACCAACACCACGCUAUUUUCUACUACGCAAACAGCCCACGCUUGCGAAGAAGGGGCGGAGAACGUUGAUGCUAGUGAUGGAUCCGGGCAUGGGAAAACAAUGGGUUACGCCUUCGACGACGCCGACGAAAACCAGGGGCUUCAAGACGAGUUAGGUGAAGAAGAAGGGGGAAGGGAAGAGGGAGAGGAAGUGGAGGACAGGGAGAACCGGGAGGACGAGGAGGACGAGGAGGACGAGGGAGACGAGGAAGGGGGGCAUGAUGACGACGGAGAUAGUGAUAAGAUCGACUACGAUUCGGAGGGAGGGGGGUUCCACUACACCGAGCACCACAACUGCCCGGUCCAAUACUCAGUACCAUCCGACGUUUCCUACUCGCACUUUUACCAGGAACCAGAGGGUGUCUUUCCUGACGGGUUAGACGCGUCCGACGACCCCGAUGCGGACGCCGACACUGGUGUCUCGCUCAACGACUACCCAUUUCCCCAACCCAUCGCCAACGACGUGGUUAUGGAGGACCCUGCAGAUUCGGACAGUGAUGACCAGCCAACUUGGGUCGAGGACACGGGAAGCGAUUCCGAAUCCGCUCUCGAUCCGGAGUCAGACACGACGGCUGCGGCGCAAGCUGUCGCUUUCGUCAUGGGAACCAUGCCCUUCGCAUCCACGACCGCCUUUGCCGGCGUCACCUGGGAACAAUCUCCUCCUGGAGGCGCCUGGACCCACACUUUCUCGAUCUCAAACCCCAAUCCAAGUACCAUCGGGCCGUCCAACUACGGCCUGGUUGACUUUCUCCGCCACUGGGCGCGCCAAAGCCGGCUUCUACAAACCAUGUCCCGGGGUAGCUGUCCCUGGCCGAACGAAGUCAACGCCCUUCAGUCCCUGCCGGAAGCUUCGAUCAAAUAUGCCGAUUUGGAGGGAGAUCAAUGUGACCUUCAGGGGAUCGCAUGGGACAGUCUUGGGGUCACGAGGCGAGAUGCCCGAGAGCGACGGUUGCUAACGUACAACAACUACGUUAACGUCGCGGGCUCUGACAUGUGGACACCUGAUCUUUCAGAUGUUGCUCUUCCCCGUCGGGACAAUUUCUUUCGGUUCCAACGUAUGAACAUCAAGAAGAACAUCCACCUAGCCCAUUUUCAACUACGGAAUGUGUUUGCGAGCACAUCGAGGUCCCGCGUAUUUUACCCCGCCGUCGGUGCUAUCCAACAAUUCAACCCGAUAUCCGGCCACAGCCGCGCUGUGAUGAAAUUGAGCGAUGCGCCCGCCUCUCAAAUAUCCACCCUGGCCGCUGGCCACGGUGUCUUAGUCGCCGGUGGCUUUGGAGGAGAGUAUUUCCUUCGCCACCUGGAUUCUAACGACCCAGAAAACGCAUCUGGCCACGAGGGUGUUAUCACCAACAGCAUCAGUGGCAUUACAAAUCAUGUUUCUGUCUACCAAUCUCGGACUUCGUUCGCCCCACUCGCCGCGUUUGCAUCAAACGAUAAUUGUUUCCGAGUCUUGGAUCUCACCACCGAGACAUGGCUUUCGGAGGAAACACACGAGUUCGCUCCCAACUGCGCCGCCGUAUCACCAGAUGGACGACUGCGCGUGAUGGUGGGUGACAGUACGGACGUGGUCAUCACGGCCGCAGAGUCGUCCCGCCCUGGUGGAGAACCAGAUGUUCUGCACAAGCUGUCUGGCCAUCGCGAUUUUGGGUUUGCUUGCGACUGGGCAGACGACGGCUGGACAAUUGCCACGGCCUUCCAGGACAAGACGGUCAAGAUCUGGGAUGUUCGCCGGGUCACCGACACCUCAGGCAACAGCACAUCGGUCUGUACCAUCCGCAGUGAGAUGGCCGGCGCGCGGAGCCUGCGUUUCUCACCGAUCGGUAGCGGGAAGCGGGUUCUUGUGGCCGCUGAAGAGGCCGAUUUCAUCAACAUUAUCGACGCUCAAACGUUCCGCUCCAAGCAGACGAUCGACAUUUUUGGUGAACUUGGUGGCGUCUCAUUCACGAAUGGCGGGCACGAUCUCAUGGUCCUCUGCUGCGACCGCGCCCGAGGCGGCGUCCUGGAGCUGGAGAGAUGUGGCCAAGGGGACGGGUUCACGUGGGACUCAGACGAGGAGGUGCCGGCGGGGCGAAAGAGCCACCAUCGCCGCCGCGGUGAGCCGACGUCCGACUGGCCGCGGUCAAUAUUCACCGAAGACAGGCGUCGUCUUGGUCGGAGCCGGCGUAUGAGGCUGGGGUCAAUGGCGAGCCAAGUUGAGUUGGAUCCUUUUUGA
This is a messenger RNA of Dichotomopilus funicola, 2322 nucleotides long. Its product is annotated as WD40-repeat-containing domain protein. Gene Ontology annotation, molecular function: protein binding. The transcript has 2 exons. Bases 1 to 2322 code for a protein of 773 amino acids. The record is from RefSeq and is a predicted model, not a curated record. NCBI's taxonomy places the organism in Eukaryota, Fungi, Ascomycota, Sordariomycetes, Sordariales, Chaetomiaceae.